Lolium perenne is the source of this 1830-nucleotide messenger RNA. RefSeq lists its product as uncharacterized. NCBI's taxonomy places the organism in Eukaryota, Viridiplantae, Streptophyta, Magnoliopsida, Poales, Poaceae. Gene Ontology annotation, molecular function: protein binding. The record is from RefSeq and is a predicted model, not a curated record.
CGGUUGCACACCUGGUCAGUGGUCGGUCACACUCCCUUCAAGAAACCCUUCUGCUCCCCGUUCAAGCGCAACAGCAGCGGGCGGCAUCCUCGCCGGCGCGGUACGGGCGGCAAAUGGACCAACACCGGGACGGCGCUGGGGCAGCUGGAGCCUGCAUGGUUUGGGUGUUCUUGGUGAGCAAUUGUUCGGAGGGCCCGUUAACUUUCAUACUCCAAAGUCCAAACUUAGUAGAACCGAUGGCACAAGAGACGCAGCCGCACUUGCAGCCACCGUCAUCAUGGUCGGAAAUCCCGAUGGACCUGGCCGUCCUGGUGCUUGGGCUGCUCCCUGCGUAUGCCGACCGCGCCCGCUUCGCCGCUGUGUGCCCGCAGUGGCGCACCGCUGUGAGGCAGCCCCUUCCACCGCCACUUCCACUGCUCGCGCUCCCGGACGGCACCUUCUACAGUCACCCUUACAGCAAGUUGUUCCAUUUCCCUGGCUGCGGUUUCGCUGAGUACAAGAGCGUCUGCGGCAGCUGGCUCGUCUUUCCGCGCGAUGACGGGUGCUUCCUGGUCAAUCCCUUCUCCAGGGCCACUGUGACGCUCCCUGCUCUCUCCCGUGUCCGACUCCGGCCUCCAAAUGCAGUUGCUAAAUGGGCAGAAGAGGGAGGGGAGAAAGUUCCUGCUCCUUACGUCACAUGGUUGCAUAUCAAUGAAUCAAAGAUGCUGCAUAUAAGUAAGCUAAUUCUGUGCUCGCCAAACCUUGUCGCUGCACUGGUCGGCAUUGGAGACACCAGUCAGAUUCUGAUGUGCCAGCCAGGGGCCUUGUCGUGGUCUGUACGCGCGUACGAUCGGUGUAAGGGGUUCGAAGAUAUGGCAUUCUACCAGGGUAAGCUCUACGCUAUCGCUGAUGACGAGAACCUACUUGUUGUGAACAUCAACGAGGACCAUAGAACUGGGGAUCCACAAGUUUCUCGGAUUGGACAAGUGAUAAAGGGUGAUCCAUGGUACCCAUAUCCUGAGGGCCACAUUAUUCCCUGCAAGAAGAUCUACCUGGUUGAAUCGUGUGGGGCACUGCUUAUGGUACGCAGGGCGAUUUGGUGCCGGUUUGUUCAACCUGGAGUCAGCGGUGAAGUUGUUGCUGGACAGAGCGAGUUUGAGGUUUUCGAGGCUGACUUUGAGCAUUCACGUUGGGUCAAGGUGUCGACCGUGGGGGGCGACCAGGUGCUGUUUCUAGGGCGAAGGUGCUCCAGGGCCAUGUCAGUGUCCCAGUACAACGAGUUGUCGGGCGAUCGCAUUGUGUUCUUGGAUGAUGACGAGCAGAACCGUGUGGACUACCUCUACGAUGUGGAGUACAGUUCUUGCAGCGCCUACGAUAUCAGAUCUGGCGCGGUCCGUUCUUGUCAUCCAAAGAUGUCCUGGAAGCGCUGCAAGGAGAUGGAUCUGGCGGCAUGGCUCUUCCCUCAGGACGGAUGAGAAGGUGCACAUAGUGUUGUUUCUUAUUUCUAUGCAAGCUUCUUCCAGGCUAUCUGACCGUGCUAUAAAUCAGUGCUUAUCGUUGCAAACUGCUCACAGAUUAUCUAUCUGACUGGUAUGUAUGGUGGUUGGUAUGUUGUCCAGCGGUUCCCCAACAAGCCUUAAAAUGAUGUGUUGUUAUUUAUCUGAACUUUAUUGUUCUGUUAAUUGGCGUGCAUCAGUGCUGUUCUGAACUUAAGGUGCCACUAUGAAGGCUGUUAGAUGCAUACGUUUGCUGUACCGAUGAAUGAUGGUAAAAAUGUAGCGAUGUUAUAUGUCAGUUAUCCUAGUUAUAUGGUGGUAUCUUCUUGUUUUAUGCGAGAACUGUUUGUUGGUC